UACUCGUGUUGUUAGAAAUUAGAAACGUGGCAUGCGAACAGCGGUGCAUCCACGGCCAUGGAACUGACGCCAGUACCGCGCUUUUGGGCGUCUGGGGAAGGAAUUGCGCGGGCUGGCUGGCUGCGGACUGUGAUACGGCGCACCACCCAACUCUGUUUCACACUCCUGGCCACGCCUUUGUUGCUUGUCUGCCGACCAGAUGCUUAUGCCGGUAUACAUAUUCCAUAUAUAUGUAUUUUGCCGCUCUGCUCAGAACCGAGGUUCGCUCUGUCCGUUCUUUGUGUGCUUCUUCCUCAUGUUCGUUGGGGCUGCUCCUCACCAACAUCAAUCUUGGUACGGUGACGAAAGCACCACUUAGCCUUAGUUAGCACGCACUGACUUACUCACUCGCUCGUCUUCCCCCGUCUUCCUGGUUGCCCCAACACCCACUCCUUUUUCACUCCUGCCGCAGCCUUCCCGCUUCCCGACAAGUCCUCCACCACCACUCUCGUCCUGUCCUUUUGCCACAUCGACCGCCCGCUCCACUUCCCACCACUUACUCACUCACUCGACGAUACCCAUCGCGCCCUUCCCGGCAAGAUAGCAGCGACUGUAGCCCUCCUCCUGGCCCUCGCCAGCCCCGUGUCUCUGCACCAUGCCGCCCAACCCUCCUGCUGACCCGAGCGAGAGACCUCGCACGCCGCCUUCGUACAUCUCGACCCUUUCCGACGCGCUUGAGAGUCCCGUAACAUCAAACACAUCUCUUUUGGCCAACACCCUCAUCAACCCUGGCGACCACCGCCACGUGCGACCCACUCCGACUGUGGGAGUGCGGCAUGGCAGUUUCAUUGCUCGACGCGCUUUAAGACGACAGGAAGAACCGGAGAGACUUGAACGGAACCGCGCCAACCACCUGCGACAAGUGCUGGAUAGCCUUAGCCGCUUACCGGGCGACUCGCAAAUCGAAGCACCCUACGGAGACCGAGUCCCUAGCCAGAACCGUCUGUACGACUGGUCACCUGCCAGCCGGCCCGCCGACAACGACGACGUCUCCCAAGAAGAACUUGUCCAUAUCCUUUCUGGAGUGCGCCGUGACUAUCCAGAUACCCAUCCCAAUAUAUUGCGUGUGAUGGCGAGAUUCCAGUAUAACCACGAGAGGGGGAAUCGAGCAGAGCCACUGGUUCUAACUCGGACCACGCAUUCACGGUCGACCGCCGGCCGUCUAAGGUCUCCGGACACUCUAGAGAAUAUGCGGAGGCUAGCACGCCAGGAUGCCUACAGACUCGAAUCUCCCCAGCUGAGGCCUUUCACCAGGUCUUCGAGGAUUGCCAGGUACCGGGCCGAACGAGAUGCUCGGGAUCGAGAACGAGAACAAGGGGCUGAACGUCUGGGGCCACCUGCAAUGACCGAGAGGCCAACGUCGCAAGAACAGGAUCAAGCUCAGGAUCAAGCUCGGGAUCAAGCGCGGCUUCGCGACAUGCGUGCCCGAGUCGACUCGUACCAUAGGCGCCAUCUCGAGCGCAACACGGAUACAGCAUCCACGGGCUCUACCAUGAUGGAAAACACCAUCAAAUAUCUGUCGCGGAUAAGGUACUCCAACUGUCUGGACGACAGCCUGAACCAUGCGAUUGAUUUGGGCUUGAAAGCAAAGAAAAAGGAAUUUAACAACGAUCGCCACGAUUUCGUUGUGAUGCCUCAUCAAUUACCGUCACCGACAUACAGCUCCUGGUUAGCACCCGGUGCAGUCCUGUCGGGCUGCCAACAUGCGACGACGGACGUCCCUUCGAUCACGGUUAAUACAAAUGGAAGAAGACAUGCGACGACGGACGACGUCCCUUCGAUCACGGUUGAUACAAAUGGAAGAAGACAUGCGACGACGGACGACGUCCCUUCGAUCACGGUUGAUACAAAUGGAAGAAGACAUGCGACGACGGACGACGUCCCUUCGAUCACGGUUGAUACAAAUGGAAGAAGACAUGCGACGACGGACGACGUCCCUUCGAUCACGGUUGAUACAAAUGGAAGAAGACAUGCGACGACGGACGACGUCCCUUCGAUCGUGGUUAAUACAACUGGAAGAAGAAUGUAUGCAAGAAGGGGGCGUCCGGCUAUAUCAAGUUCCAUGGUGCGCGUACGUCGGCCCCACGAUUACAGACCCGGACGCGGUCAGCCGCCGCGCCAAACAGCGACAUCAAACAACCCCCAGCAAGACCGAUGGCCGGUCAAGGUCACAAUACAUUCCGUUGACUAUGAGCAAAUGUCUCUCUCCGCCACCAUGGAAGCGUACAAUGUGCCCUCCCACCCACAUCAACACCAAUCCUUGCUCGCUGCAACGGGUGAAGGCAAUGCGUCUUUUACACGCACUUCUUCCAUAACCACAUAUCUCGAAGGCGAGAUAUUAGACUUCAAUACACACACGCUCCUCACCGAAUCGUUCCAGUCCACUGCUCACAACGACGCAACUUAUUGGAGUAAGCUGCCUCCCUUCGAAAUCUACUCGGAUGCAGAAUUGAGGCAUAACCUAUCGAGCAUUCGAUGGUUCGAAGAUGUCCUCAGCAAAGAAUGGAUCUUGAUGCGCUGGAAAGAACGUUGCUUUGUGAAGCCAUACAAACCCCCCAGUGUCGACUCGCCUGCGCUCGAUCAAGUGAUGGAGUCAGAUUCCGAUCCAUUGCCCGCACCCUCGGACCCCCCGCAGCCUUCCUGGACCGUUGGGGCUGGGGAUACCGAACACGGAAUGUUCGAUGACUCGGGGUGCGGACUCACAAUCAGCGGAUUUUACUACGUUUGUCUAAGACGUAGCGAUGGCCGGUUGGAUGGCCUGUAUUAUGAUCCUCAGAGCAGCCCGUACCAGUGUUUGAAGCUCGAGAGUGUCAGGGGUGGUGCUUUACCCGCCUGGGAAUUCAAGUAG
Messenger RNA from Periconia digitata, 2887 nucleotides. Lineage: Eukaryota; Fungi; Ascomycota; Dothideomycetes; Pleosporales; Periconiaceae. The record is from the annotation of a GenBank genome assembly.